Molecule: messenger RNA, 474 nt
Organism: Rotaria sp. Silwood2
Lineage: Eukaryota; Metazoa; Rotifera; Eurotatoria; Philodinida; Philodinidae
Source: the annotation of a GenBank genome assembly
AUGAGAGAAAAAGUCAUUACUAAUGUUUAUCACAAAUUAUCAUUGAUUGCUGCAGCCAAAGAAAACCGUCAUUUAGUUGAAACUCAUAUCAAAACAAUAAUUGAUAUGAUUGUUAGUGUAUCUCCUCACUUAGAUUCAUUAGAAAUUAGUAUAUUAUCUGCUUUGUAUGAUCUAUUUUUACCAAACAUAAAUUUACGAAUUUCGAUGCUUUUGUCAGAAUUUUUUCAACCUGAAUGCUCAGAAGCAUUGACAGUUGAAACACAUGAUCGUCUAGAUAUGACCCACGGUUAUGUAUGUUUUAGCAAACUUUUACAAAUGCAACAAAAACAUGAUGAAGCAUUAAAAUAUUCUCAUAAAUGUUUAAAAAUUCAGUUAAAUUUAGUACCAGAAAACCAUCCACAAUUAUCUGAAACCUAUGAAAUUAUUGGAGAUCAAUAUGUGCUUACAAAUAACCAGCAUAUCAAAGAUGAUUAA